Syngnathoides biaculeatus (alligator pipefish) is the source of this 1478-nucleotide messenger RNA. RefSeq names its product ceramide synthase 5-like. The record is from RefSeq and is a predicted model, not a curated record. The transcript is spliced from 10 exons. Gene Ontology annotation, cellular component: membrane. Bases 1 to 1122 code for a protein of 373 amino acids. NCBI's taxonomy places the organism in Eukaryota, Metazoa, Chordata, Actinopteri, Syngnathiformes, Syngnathidae. Gene Ontology annotation, biological process: ceramide biosynthetic process. Gene Ontology annotation, molecular function: sphingosine N-acyltransferase activity; DNA binding.
AUGACUUCCUCGUUCUCAGCCUGGUUUUGGAGCGACAGAUUUUGGCUUCCCGAAAAUGUUUCCUGGGCGGACCUGGAGCAUCCGCCACCUGGCGUGGAGUAUCCUCGAGUGGGAGACAUACUGUACGCCCUUCCACUGGCGGUCGGGGUUUUCGUGCUGAGGAUUCUGUUCGAAAGGCUGGUGGCCAAGCCCUGUGCCCACAUACUUCAGAUUCAGGCGGGAGUGCAUCGACAAGUCCAGCCUAAUGCUGUCUUGGAGAGGGUUUAUCUGUCAAAAACGUGUCCAGAAACAAAGCAAUUGGAGGGACUUUCCAAGCAACUGGACUGGGAUGUACGGAAAAUACAAAGAUGGUUUCGCAUCCGCCGCAACCAAGAAAAGCCUAGUAUGCAGAAAAAGUUCUGCGAGAGCAUGUGGCGGUUCACAUUUUACUCGGGGAUUUUUAUUUAUGCCGUUCGUCAUUUAUGGGUGUCGCCCUGGACAUGGGACACCAGACAAUGUUGGGACAACUAUCCCUUUCAGCAUCAGAGUCCUCAACAAUUCAAUCACUAUGUGGCUGAGCUGGCAUUUUAUUGGUCCCUGAUGUUUUCCCAGUUCAUAGACAUAAAACGUAAGGAUUUCUUCAUCAUGCUUGUCCACCACCUGGCCACUAUCGUGCUUAUCACAUUCUCCUACGCCAACAACAUGCUAAGAGCAGGGACUCUGGUCAUGUGUGUGCAUGACGCAUCAGACAUCUUCCUUGAGGCAGCCAAACUAGCCAACUAUGCCAAAUACCAACGCCUUUGUGAUGGCCUUUUUGUGGUGUUCAGCAUCAGCUUUUUCAUCGCGCGACUUGUCAUCUUUCCUUUCUGGAUUAUUCACAGUGUUCUGAUAGAGAGCUGGGAGAUUGCAGGCCCAUACCAGGCUUGGUGGCUGUUUAAUGGUUUACUUUUGGUCCUGCAGACUCUUCAUAUCAUCUGGUUCUACCUCAUUGCACGCAUUGCUAUUAAAGCCAUAUUUAAGGGAAAGGUGGCAAAAGACGACCGCAGCGACAUCGAGAGCAGCUCGGAUGAGGAGAUUUAUUCCAGCAACAGUAAACACCCCAAUCAGACAAGUAACCUCAAUGGAGAAAAACAUGAUCACUAAGGAAAAGUGUGGAAAUUGAGUGUGGAUUUUGUUCACUUCCAUUGUGCCUUUGCAACUCACCUUGUCACUUUGACCAUCUUAGAAGAUAACCAAAGAAAAGACUGUGUGCAGGAUACAGUUGGUCCUUUUUACACUUGAUGUUUACACCUGUUUCAUGCUUGCAAGAGUGAAAGAAAAUUUAGCAACCAAAUCAGGUUUGCCUUCUUAUUGUGCAUGUAUGCCUCUGGGUGCGGGGGUCUGUGCAUGUGUUUGUGUGCGUGUAUUGUGUGCUUGUGUGUUAAUAUGGCAAAAAUUGCAUUGUAACAGAUCAACGCAACUGUCAAUAUUUCAUACAAAUAAUUACAUUUUUACAGAUG